AUGCUGCUCGACAAGGACGCCGACGUCAACGCGCAGGGCGGCGAGUACGGCAAUGCUCUCCAGGCUGCUUCUUCCGAGGGCCACGAGAAGAUUAUUCAGAUUCUACUCGACAAGGGCGCCGACGUCAACGCGCAGAGCGGGCGGUACGGCAAUGCUCUCCAGGCUGCUUUUUCCCAGGGCCACGAGACGAUCGUUGAGAUACUAUUAGACAAGGGUGCCGACGUCAACGCGCAGGGCGGCUACUACGGCAAUGCUCUCCAGGCUGCUUCUUUCGCGGGCCACGAGAAGAUCGUUGAGAUACUACUCGACAAGGGUGCCGACGUCAACGCGCAGGGUGGCAAGUACGGUAAUGCUCUCUACGCUGCCUCUUCUCAGGGACACGAGAAGAUCGUUCAGAUGCUGCUCGACAAGGACGCCGACGUCAACGCCCAGGGUGGCCAGUACGGUAAUACUCUCUAG
Aplosporella prunicola CBS 121167 is the source of this 459-nucleotide messenger RNA. RefSeq lists its product as uncharacterized. Gene Ontology annotation, molecular function: protein binding. The coding region runs from base 1 to 459 and encodes 152 amino acids. NCBI's taxonomy places the organism in Eukaryota, Fungi, Ascomycota, Dothideomycetes, Botryosphaeriales, Aplosporellaceae. The transcript has a single exon. The record is from RefSeq and is a predicted model, not a curated record.